ACUUCACUGAAGCGAGAUGGUUUAGAAAUAAUACAAGACGAAACAAGCGGAAGAAUAACCGUGAAAGGCUCACCAACACAAAUACAACAACUCAAAAGUGAAACGCAAGAAAUUGUUUGCCUUUUUGAAGAGCGUUCCUUAAAUGGAGACAGAUUUUCCUUGUUGAAGGCAAACAAAGCUAUUUCACACGUAAAGUCGCUGUUGACCGCAGAGAAUUCUUUGGUGGAAGUUUUAGGCGAUGAUAAAGGAAUGGUAACACUGUAUGGUAUGCAAAAGACACACGUAGACAGAGCUUUUGAUAUUAUUGUGAAUGCUAUGGUUGAAAUAAAACUCCCUGAAGGUUUGCGAACGAAAUCAUCCCAGGAUGCAUUGCUCAACGAGUUGGGAAUAUCGACUCCGCUUUCAUUACAAAGAGAAGAUGGCGUUCCACGAAUCAUCUGUUUCAAGAAGCAUUCGCGAAACCUAAACGGGAAAAUCGACGAUUUUAAAGAACGAAAGAAAACAGUAGAACAAAGAGUACCACUUCAAAAGGCAGUCCUACGCUAUCUCUCGAAUUACGGGCAAACUACCUUGGAAGGCUUGCGGCUUUCAUUACCUGGCUUGAAGAUAGAGAUUGGAGGCGAAGCCUUGAUUCUAUCUGGUGAGAAGCCAGUAGUCGAGAAUUGUUGUGUGAGCAUACAAGUUCUUACAAAAGAUCUAAGGGUAGAGAAGAUGGAUUACGGAACACCGGAAACAGCGUCGAGUAUAAAAGGAAUGGCGUACAUGGCAAUUGAGAACAUCGAAAGAAAACAUCGAUGUGGAAUUGUAGUCACAGUCAACGACCAGCCAGAAAGACAGGAUUCAUUCCGAUCACAAAAUGCAAGCACUGUUAGUAGCAAGAAAGACAGGAAACGUACAAUGCAAUGUCGAUACACCUUCCCGAAUGGUAAGAUCAUUGAGGUACAUCAAGGAGAUAUCCUGGAACAUCCCGUAGAUUACUUAGUGAAUUCUGCGAGCGACGAGCUAAAGCAUGUUGGCGGACUUGCCAGGGCGAUAGUUGAAAAAGGAGGGCGUAAAAUCCAGGAGGACUGUUUCCGUGCCUUAAAUGAACGGGGAAAGGCAAAACUUUUACUUGGAGAUGUUGUCACUACUGACGGAGGGAAAUUGAUGUGUAAGGAAAUACUUCAUGUAGUUGUGCCAAUGUAUCAUCCGUCUGAUGGUUAUGGUGAAGGCGAAACAAGGGAAGAGAAGUAUUUAAGGCACUGUUGUACUAAUGUCUUGGAGAGGGCAACCAAGGGUCAAACUAUUGCAAUCCCAGCGCUGGGCACAGGAGUCUACAGGAUUCCCUACGACAUCAGUGCAAAAAGUUUAGUAGCAGCGACUUGUGAAUUCUUACAAGAAAAACCUUCCCACAGUUUACAACAAGUUCAUUUUGUCGAUAUUGAACCCUCGGCCAUCGAGGCAUUAAUGAAAGAAAUAGUGAGAAGGUUUAGUUCUGAUUCAAACUUACAUAUCAACGAGCGGGUUCGUGAUAGAUGGAGACCGUUGCUAGGCGCAUCUGGUGGAGUUUCGCCAGCGGAUACAACCAAAGCAAGUGAUCAUUUUACAUUUAAAACUCCCGAGGGAAUGGAAGUGCGACUGACGAUUGGAAACAUUGCAAAAUCCACGACCGAUGUUAUCGUGAAUACGGUUGGAAGUGAUCUGAACCUCACGAAGAAUCCUUGCUCAAAAGCAAUUUUUGACGAAGCUGGAAGCGAACUGAAAACUUUAUGCGAGAAAUGGAUAAAAGAAAAGGGUGUGGUUAAAGAUGGAGCAAUCACAGAUGGAGCCAAGUUGAAAUGCAAGAAAGUCUUUCAUGUUGUAUUUCCGAGAUGGACACUUGAUCAGGGAGAAAAGAAACUCCGUGAGGUUGUGCAAAAACUGUUAUCCAAAACCGAAGCUCUCUCGCUCACCUCGAUCUCAAUCCCCGCUCUCGGUUCUGGGACUCUGGGAUUCCCGGAAAAAUUGGUCGCGAAGAUCUUGUUUGAAGAGGCGACGCAAUUCAGUUCAGAUCACAAGCCUUCCUCAAAAAUCAAAACGGUUAACGUUGUCGUUUGCAAUGGGAAUAAGACAGCCGUCGAUGCAUUCAAAGAGCAAUUUCAAGUCUUCUCACCAAAUGCUGACGUGAAUGCACGAAAAACAAAACAAGGUUCGGAAAGUGGUGCAGAUGUUUUGAAAACAAUACGUAAAACGUUUUGGAGUUUCUUUGACAGGAGUUUGGGCAAAGAAAAAGAUGAAACAGGCGGAGUUGAGGUGGAAAUUGUUCAAGGAAAUAUAGUCGAAGAAUCCACUGAUGCAAUCGGAUUUCUGGUUUGCGAGGAUAUUACACAAGGAAGCACACGUAAGACGAGGCAACAGAUUACUCUGGAAAUUGCAGCGGAAAGUUCGAACGACAUCGCAGCGAUCAAGGAAGAACUGAAACGGGUCGAGGCAGAACAAUGUCAUACUGAGACCAUCGAGACACAACAGGUGAUUGAUAGGAGACAACUGGAAAAAAUCAUGGAAAUACAAGACCUCCACGAUGUUCGUAUUGAGUGUGAACCCACUAUUGGAUACAUCAGAAUUAGCGGGCUGGCGAGGAAUGUAUCGAUUGCUGUGGGAAAGAUUCACUGUAUUAUCCACGACUGGGAACAAAAGAAAAAUAACACGGAUGCGACCGUCCGAGAGGUUGAAUGGUUCUAUUACGAGGGUGAUAAAGGUGUUGUUAUUCCUGAAAAGUACGCAAAAGAAAUGAGCGCCAAGAUAGAGACGGAGUACAAGAGAAAUCCUUCUGGGACUGUCGAAGUUGGUGACGAUGAGAAAUAUAAAAUAGAUUUCAAAACCAAGACAGAGACAUGUUUGACUUCAAACGAAGGCCUGAUGAAAGUCUACAGACGCCCGUGUGAAGCAUUUCCAUUUCCUUCAAAUUGGGAAUAUCAGCCAAUAGACGGUUCCACUGGGCAGGAGCUUCAAGUGUUUCGCUUCAAUAUCGAGAAACAAGACACAGAAUAUGACGAAAUUCACGACAAGUUUCUAGCGUCGCUCUCAUUAGCGGCAAACGUUUCCAAUGCGGAGGUUGUAAAGAUUGAGAGAAUUCAAAAUCCAGGAUUGUAUCAAUUGUACCAGGGAAAGAAGAAGAAAAUGAGCAAUGGUGGAAAUGAACUGGAUCUGUAUCAUGGAACAACAAAAGAUGCUGUGGAAAAAAUCAACUGCAAUGGUUUUAACAGAUCUUAUUGUGGAAAAAAUGCUGUGAAGUUUGGCAAUGGUGUGUACUUUGCCAGAGAAGCUUGGUAUUCAGCAAGAAGACAAUAUGCUGCUCCUGAUGAGAAAGGUCUACAGUAUAUGUACAUAGCCAAGGUCUUGGUUGGUAAAUACACAAAAGGAAAAGAAGGUCUGAUAGUUCCGCCGCCAAUUGACGCUAGCAAUCCAGAUGUUAGUUACGACUCUGUUGUUGACAAUGCAGCAAAGCCACUGAUCUACGUUGUUUUUUAUGACUAUCAGCACUAUCCUGAGUACUUAAUUACAUUCAAGUGUUCUUGAGUGAUCUUUAUGAAACAGAAACUAGUCUGAUGAAAUGAGUUGUGAAAUCUCACAAUGAACCAAAUGAAGUGCCGCAAUUCCCUUUGGUCUGAUGGGAACUUUAUUCUGAUGUUUCUGAAGAUGAGUGACGGCGUUUGUGAGACAGUUAAACAUGAUGAAAAUGAGGGGGGGGGGGUGUCACUGUGUUCCUGCAUGUAUCGCAUCGUCAAUGUUAGUUAAAACUGUCUUUCCACGGCAGUUAAUGUGCAACCUCGUGUCCAGGGUUAAUGUGAGGUCAGACGUAGCUUAACUAGACAUAUCAUAAUAUAAUAAUGAUAAUUCUUGUUAUCUCUUCGGUUUGACGAUAAAUACCAGCACGAUUAAUCUAAAUUUUAUUUUAAGUAUUAAGCGUGGCGUGUCAGUAAAUAUAGGCGGUUUUCAUUUUAUGUCAACUACAUA
Molecule: messenger RNA, 3975 nt
Organism: Dendronephthya gigantea
Lineage: Eukaryota; Metazoa; Cnidaria; Anthozoa; Malacalcyonacea; Nephtheidae
Product: protein mono-ADP-ribosyltransferase PARP14-like
Exons: 10
Coding region: 250-3537 (1095 amino acids)
Biological process (GO): negative regulation of gene expression
Cellular component (GO): nucleus; cytoplasm
Molecular function (GO): NAD+ poly-ADP-ribosyltransferase activity; transcription corepressor activity
Source: RefSeq, a predicted model, not a curated record